This is a messenger RNA of Helianthus annuus (common sunflower), 1476 nucleotides long. Its product is annotated as E3 ubiquitin-protein ligase HAKAI homolog. Gene Ontology annotation, molecular function: ubiquitin protein ligase activity. The transcript is spliced from 6 exons. Bases 233 to 1336 code for a protein of 367 amino acids. Gene Ontology annotation, biological process: protein ubiquitination; regulation of cell adhesion. NCBI's taxonomy places the organism in Eukaryota, Viridiplantae, Streptophyta, Magnoliopsida, Asterales, Asteraceae. The record is from RefSeq and is a predicted model, not a curated record.
GUUUGGUAUAAAUAAGAAAAUCCGGAAAACCAACCUCCUCCUCGUCUCACAAUUCACCGUCUCGAUUUUCAUCUUCUUCACUCGCUCAUUCGCUUUUGCAGGUUAGAGUGUUGAUUUGGACGGUAGGUAGGUACCCUUCGGAUACAAACCCUAGAGAUCAGCGGGAGAGCGAUCAAGUUGAUGUUUUCAUAUUUGGUGUAGAACUAGACAGACAUAGAGUGGAAUCGUGAACAUGCUUCAAAUUCGGCUUAGCAACAAGGCCGCAGCUUCAGAAAGCGGAGGUGGAGCAAAGCUCCCAUCAGGGGAGACAGUGACGGUUGCAUGCCCGGACCACCUUGUUCUGGCAGAGCUUCCAGUGGCUAAAAGCCUUGGUGCCGCUAACGGUGUUACUCUGGUCAAGACCGUUGGGCGUAGGUCCCGCCGACCGCUUGGUGAACGGGUCCAUUUCUGUGUUCAGUGUGAUUUUCCCAUAGCGGUUUAUGGACGCUUGAUUCCUUGUGAGCAUGCUUUUUGCCUUGAUUGCGCUAGGAGUGACUCUAUAUGCUAUUUGUGUGAUGAACGUAUUCAGAAGAUCCAAACAAUCAAAAUGAUGGAAGGCAUCUUUGUAUGUGCGGCCCCACAUUGUCUAAAAUCCUUCUUGAAAAAAACGGACUUCGAGGCACACGUACACACCGUUCACGCUGAUCUUGUUAAUUCAAAUCCUCAAAAAGACGGAAACGAGUCUGAAGCUGCAAGCGCCAAGAAACCGACAACUUCUGACUCAACGGUUCAAGCCCCAACUCCAAAACCAGCCCAAGACGGUGAACGGUCCCAGCCCCAACCCGUCAUUAGACCACCCAUACAGCCGCACGUUAACCCGCCUCAUGGUUUUGACGGGGCAACACCGAUGCACGUUCAGCAACCGAAUUUUGACUACCCUGUGACCGCCCUUCAGCCACCAGGGUUUGUAGUACCGGUGAACCCGAAUGUGAUGGGUCCUGGUUCAUUCGGUCAACCGCUCUACAUGGGUCAACAGGUUCCGGAAGCGGGUGUGGAACAAGGGUCGUUAUUGGGUUAUCCUCAAACUUGGAAUGUUGGACCGAAUGGUCAACCGUUUGACCCUUCUAUGAUGAUGAAUCAAGGUGGUUUCUUUCAAGGAGGUAUGCCAUCACAAGGGGUGAGUGGUAAUGAUGGAAGGAGCGGUGGUGUCAUGGCGGCAAACCCGUCACUCCCGCCACCACUUCCGGCUCAACCUAUGCCAUUCGGCAAUUUUCAUGGUGGUGAUUCGAGUCAUGGUGCAAUGGGGUAUGGGUGGCAACAAGACAAGCGUGACGGUUUUGGGAAUGGUCAAGAGUAAUGUAGUCGUUAUUCUGUUUUUGGCUUUUUGAGACGGUUUAUAGCUUGUUAGUUUUGAUAUAAUUUUAAACGAUCUGUGCGGUUUGCAUGCUUUGGACUCUUUUAUCAGAGAAGCCGUCGUCAUGGCUAGUUUUUGCAUCA